Molecule: messenger RNA, 477 nt
Organism: Thermothelomyces thermophilus ATCC 42464
Lineage: Eukaryota; Fungi; Ascomycota; Sordariomycetes; Sordariales; Chaetomiaceae
Exons: 2
Source: RefSeq, a predicted model, not a curated record
UCCUCCGCCCUCCCCCGCAGCGCCGUGCGCCGUCUGCUCAAGGAGCUCGACACCUGGACCACCAUCGAGUCGCCUACCGAGCAAGGCAUCGAGCGCCUGGGCCCCGCUGGCGACGGCGAGGACCUUCUCAGAUGGGAAGCGGUGAUCAAUGGCCGGGGGGUCGGGUGCGGGUAUGAGAACGGCCGCUGGCUCCUCCAGAUCACCAUCCCCCCGACCUACCCGCUCCACCCGCCGCAGAUGCGCUUCGCGACGCCGAUCGUGCACGCCAACGUGGCGCUGCAGACGGGCGAGAUCUGCCUGGACCUGCUCAAGGACGCCUGGACGCCGGCCUACAGCGUGCUCGAGUGCGUGCGCGCCGUGCGCAUGCUGCUGAGCGCGCCCGGCAUCGACUCGCCGCUCAACGUGGACGUCGCCGCGCUGCUGCGCGACGGGGACGCGCUCGGCGCGAGGAGGCUGGUUGAGCUGUGGGUGGAGGAG